AGUAUGUACCAGUUUACAUUAAAUAAUAAUAAUAAUGAGUAUAAUGCUAUCACCACCAACCACCAACCACUGCUAGCCGCUAGUGAAUUGUAGCGCGCGUGAGUAAAAGAUCCCAUGGCGAUGCACGUAUCGUAUAACCUGCCAUAACCGUGUAACGCUUCAGUAUAAACAGGUACAUCGGCUCUUUAAUACAGACAAUUAAGUUAACUGGCUGACGAUUCGGACGCAUUCGCAUAAUGUUAAUGUUUUGUCCCACUUGUGGUAACGUGCUUCGGGUCGAGGAAGCUCUGCAUUGCUUACGUUUUGCGUGUAACACGUGCCCAUACAUAUUCAACAUCGUAAGAAAAGUGAGCAGUCGCACAUAUCCCAAGUUGAAAGAGCUCGACGACGUGCUAGGCGGAAGUGCGGCCUGGGAGAACGUCGACUCGACGGACGAACGUUGUCCGAAGUGUUCGAAUUCGCGAGCGUAUUUCAUGCAGAUUCAAACCAGAUCCGCCGACGAGCCGAUGACUACGUUUUACAAAUGCUGCAAUCCUCAAUGUGGUCACAAUUGGCGCGACUAAAGUUUCGUUCCUUGCCGUUCGUUGUUGGAAACAGAACUGUGACGAGUGCAAAACAUUUGGGACCGAUGAGCGCAUUUCUGGACGGAGCCGCGAU
Messenger RNA from Ceratina calcarata, 657 nucleotides. It is a transcript of the gene Polr3K, whose product is annotated as RNA polymerase III subunit K. Gene Ontology annotation, biological process: DNA-templated transcription; termination of RNA polymerase III transcription. The record is from RefSeq and is a predicted model, not a curated record. Gene Ontology annotation, molecular function: nucleic acid binding; zinc ion binding. Gene Ontology annotation, cellular component: RNA polymerase III complex. The transcript has 2 exons. The coding region runs from base 237 to 563 and encodes 108 amino acids. NCBI's taxonomy places the organism in Eukaryota, Metazoa, Arthropoda, Insecta, Hymenoptera, Apidae.